Messenger RNA from Notechis scutatus (mainland tiger snake), 1881 nucleotides. The record is from RefSeq and is a predicted model, not a curated record. Lineage: Eukaryota; Metazoa; Chordata; Lepidosauria; Squamata; Elapidae.
AAGCUCCCUUGAUCCCAGGACUGACAAACCCUUAAUCCCCAGUAAACAAGCCGAGAAAAAAAACACGAAAGAGUGAAUGUGUUGCAGGUUUCUCCUGGGCAAGCACAAAGCAGCGGUUGAAGUCUACAACGACGCAGCUCAACACAACGAGAAGGACUGGGAGAUCUUCCAUAACUUGGGAGUCUGCUACAUGCAGCUGAAAUAUUUCAACAAGGCCAAAGAUCAACUGAACAACGCCUUGCAGCUCAACCGCCAUGACCUGACCUACAUGACCCUGGGGAGAAUCCACCUGAUGGAAGGGGAUAGAGACGCAGCCAUUGAAAUCUAUAAAAAAGCAGUGGAAUUCUCUCCUGAAAACACAGAACUCCUUACAAUUCUGGGCUUGCUUUAUCUUGAGCUUGAGGUUUAUCAGAAAGCCUUUGAGUACCUUGGAAACGCCCUCACCUUUGAUCCCUGCAACUAUAAGGCCAUUUUGGCAGCUGGCAGUAUGAUGCAAACCCAUGGGGACUUCGACAUGGCUCUCAGCAAGUACCGAAUCGUGGCUUGUACCGUUCCUGAGAGCCCCCUGCUCUGGAACAACAUCGGGAUGUGCUUUUUUGGCAAAAAGAAAUACGUGGCGGCCAUCAGCUGCCUGAAACGGGCAAACUACCUCGCGCCCUUUGAUUGGAAGACCCUGUACAACCUGGGACUGGUCCACCUGACAAUGCACCAAUACGCUUCCGCCUUCCACUUCAUCAGCGCAGCGGUCCAUCUCCAGCCCAAGCUGGCAGAACUUUACAUGUUGUUAGCAGUUGCCUUGACAAAUCUUGAAGAUCUUGAAAAUGCGAGGCUAGCGUAUCAGAAAGCUUCGUCCCUGGACACGGGCAACCCACUCAUCAGUCUGAAUUAUGCAAUCCUGCUAUACAACCAAGGAGAUAAGGAGGCGGCUGUGGCUCAGUACUACGAGAUGCAAAGAAAGGUCCAUGCGUUAAAAGAGAGCAGCCUGGAUUUUGACUCCGAGAUGGUGGACAUAGCCCAGAGACUGGGCACUUCCUUACAGCUUGGAGAGGUUGCAAUCUGGGCUAAACCUGGCAGAGACUCAAAACCGAAGGCACGAGGGGCUGCUGCACCCAGCACCCAGCCGUUGGGUUCCAAUCAAGCUCUGGGGCAGGCAAUGUCUUCUGCGGCUGGCUACGCAAAGACCAUGAGUCAAGGGAAGCAGAGGGAGAAAGAGAGAAUGUGAAGGCUUGGCAGGAAGAAGUAGGAAGGAAGCCCUACAGCACGGGUCUCUUCAAGGUGGUAACCACGGAGUAUGGGAAGGAGAAGCAGUUGAGUGAUUUAAGAACCAAAUUCAGAGUUGUAAAAAUGUACAUAAGAGAAAUUUUUCAUUAAAGAAGGAAGCCAAUAAAAGAAAAAGGUGGCAGGGGAGAAUGAGAAAGUGGAAAAUUCUUGACUGAGUUAUAAGCCCUGAUUGGGUCCUUCAGUGCAUCCCCGUCUCUGACGGCGAUGGACAGUUAAGGAAUACAAAAUAUAAAUUGAUCAAUCCUCAAAGGACAUCCAGAUGUCUCAAACAUCUGUGGAAGUUUAGGUUCUUUGCCAAAUUUCCGAUCCUUCGGUAAUGAGAAAGCAUGACAGAUCUAUCAAAUAAACUUAAGUGUGGUGGAGAUCAAGAAUGAAGUACAUAAAUUUUGACCUUCCAGCAUCAUAAAGGAAGUGAUAAUAUCAAUACACGUCACCACUUUUUAAACUGGAAGAGAAGAAUGUUGGUGUCACUGCUUUGUGCUCUCUCUCCUUCUCCAGUUAUUGGAAGCUCAACUCAUCCGGCCAAGGUUCCUUCCUUACCUUUGGAGCCUAAACCCAACCAACAUCCCCUUCCUGAGGAGGUCUCAUCUACUCUAAAAC